This is a messenger RNA of Marasmius oreades (fairy-ring Marasmius), 2373 nucleotides long. RefSeq names its product endoribonuclease ysh1 (gene YSH1). Gene Ontology annotation, molecular function: RNA binding; 5'-3' exonuclease activity; RNA endonuclease activity. The coding region runs from base 26 to 2281 and encodes 751 amino acids. Lineage: Eukaryota; Fungi; Basidiomycota; Agaricomycetes; Agaricales; Marasmiaceae. The record is from RefSeq and is a predicted model, not a curated record. Gene Ontology annotation, biological process: mRNA 3'-end processing by stem-loop binding and cleavage. The transcript is spliced from 11 exons. Gene Ontology annotation, cellular component: mRNA cleavage and polyadenylation specificity factor complex.
UACUCUGUCUGUGUCGUCGCGUACGAUGUCUGAUACACCGACCUUGAGCAUAACAUUGUUGGGCGCUGGUCAAGAAGUGGGAAGAUCAUGCUGCGUGUUACAGUAUCGAGGAAAAACAAUUGUUUGCGACACUGGCGUGCACCCAGCGUACAGUGGAAUGGCCUCACUUCCUUUCAUAGAUGAACUCGACUGGAGCACAGUUGAUGCUAUCUUAGUAACUCACUUUCACCUGGAUCAUGCAGCUGCUCUUACAUAUAUCACUGAAAAGACCAACUUCAGGGAUGGGAAGGGCAAGGUCUACAUGACACAUCCAACUAAAGCUCUUCAUAAAUUCAUGAUGCAGGAUUUUGUGCGCAUGAGUUCUUCAUCUUCAGAUGCCCUGUUCUCCCCUCUGGAUAUGUCCAUGUCUCUUUCGUUAAUCACUCCAAUCUCUGCCCAUCAACUCAUCACCCUUUGCCCCGGAGUCACCUUCACACCAUAUCAUGCAGGCCACGUUCUCGGUGCUUGCAUGUUUUUGAUUGACAUCUACGGUCUGCGAAUAUUAUACACUGGUGACUACUCAAGGGAGGAGGAUCGCCACCUUGUCAAAGCUGAAGUACCGCCAAUACGUCCAGAUGUCCUCAUUGUUGAAAGUACUUAUGGGGUACAGAGCCUGGAAAGUCGGCCGGAGAAAGAACUACGUUUCACCGCCUUGGUUCACUCGAUCAUUCGUCGGGGAGGUCACGUUCUGCUACCACAAUUCGCUCUCGGACGAGCUCAAGAAUUAUUACUUAUCCUGGAUGAAUACUGGAAGAAACACCCAGAUCUUCAUAAUGUGCCCAUCUACUAUGCAUCAAGUCUCGCCCGCAAAUCCAUGGCUGUGUAUCAAACGUACAUCCACACCAUGAAUUCCAACGUUCGAACAAGAUUCUCAAAACGAGACAAUCCUUUCGUCUUCAAGCACAUUUCAAAUCCUGCACAAGCCAGAGGGUGGGAAAAGAAGAUAUCAGAGGGUCCUCCCUGUGUUGUGCUUGCAAGCCCCGGCUUCAUGCAAUCGGGUCCUAGUCGUGAAUUAUUCGAGCUAUGGGCACCCGACUCGCGGAAUGGUCUCAUCAUAACGGGUUAUUCGAUUGAGGGAACUAUGGCCAGGGACAUCAUGACAGAGCCGGACGAAUUUGAGUCGGUCAAAGGAGGAACGAUACCCAGGAAAAUCUCCGUUGACUAUAUCUCAUUCAGCGCUCAUGUGGACUAUUCUCAAAAUUCAGAGUUCAUUGAACUCGUAAAGGCUCAACACAUCGUUCUCGUACAUGGCGAACAGACCGCGAUGGGAAGACUUAGGGCAGCAAUGACUUCGCGUUAUAAAGAGCGCGAGGAGGAUGUCAAGAUACAUACACCGAGAAACUGUGAAACAUUGAACCUUUCUUUCCGAGGUGAACGUGUCGCGAAAGCAAUUGGGACUUUGGCCGACCAGUCUCCACAACCCAACGAUGUUCUAUCAGGAUUGUUGGUUGCCAAAGACUAUUCAUACACCCUGCUAGAUCCCAGGGAUUUAAAGGACUUCGCAGGUUUAUCGACGUGUGUGGUUAGCCAAAAACAGAGGAUCACUCUUGGGGUUGGCUGGGAGCUCGUACGAUGGCAUCUAGAAGGUAUGUACGGUAAGGUUGAAGAGGGUAUCGACAAAGACGGAGCACCAACAAUACGGGUUAUGGGUGCCAUCGAUGUUAAGCAUACAGAGGAGCACGAACUGACUCUGGAAUGGGAGUCGAGUGCGAGCGUCGACAUGAUCGCUGACUCGACGCUCGCCUUGAUAACUGGGAUAGACAAAAGCCCAGCAUCAGUAAAAUUAACCAAUCAUUCCCACUCGCAUUCGCACAAACAUCCCCAUGCCGACAACGAAAAUGAAACCUCAAUCGUAUCUAAAAUAGGCAUGUUCCUCGAAGCCCACUUUGGGUUUGAGUCGCUAGAGUAUCACGAGCCGGAUCUAUUAGAGAAUGAUACCGAACAAGGGGAAGAGGAGAGGUAUCCGGCCUUUGUGGUUACCUUGCCAGAGGGCACCGCUUCGGUUAAUUUGAAUACUCUUGCGGUUUCUAGCACGAACGAAACCCUCAAAAAGCGCCUUGAAGCCGUUGUUAAUAUGGCUGUCACGACCGUCAGCUCUUUAGCUCAAUCCUUUAGUGUGGUUGCACCCGCCUCUCAUGAAGACAUGAACCUGGAUAAGGAUCCCACAAAGGCUGUGCUCAUUCCCCUCGAGGUGGAGCCCAAUGGUGUAUCACCGGCCGAACAACGCCCUUCGGAUGGCUGAAGACAUUUGACGUCAACGACCUUCACUUUUACAUCGAUCCAGAUCGUGUAACAGUAUAGGCAGUGACAUACAUGACAAACCUCGCACAUAAU